Messenger RNA from Seriola aureovittata, 3476 nucleotides. Its product is annotated as CD276 antigen homolog. The record is from RefSeq and is a predicted model, not a curated record. NCBI's taxonomy places the organism in Eukaryota, Metazoa, Chordata, Actinopteri, Carangiformes, Carangidae. The coding region runs from base 60 to 614 and encodes 184 amino acids. The transcript is spliced from 3 exons.
CUGGAGAUCUCUGGCUCUUUGUUCUGGGGGGGGGGGGAGGGGGGCAUCUAGAAAACAACAUGUCUGUUUGUGUUCCCGCCACUCUCCGUGCUCUGCUGCUUCUGUUCACGGUGUCGCUGCUUCCUGGCUCUGACGGCCGGCUGACCAUCGUAGCUCACCGCGAGCAGGACGUGACUCUUCCAUGUCAGACUGGCAGCAGAGCCGCCAUCAUCGCGGCGGAGUGGAGCAGACCCGACCAGGAGUCCCACUACGUUUUCUUUUACAGGGACGACCAGGCAGAUAAGACGCACCAGCAUCCGUCUUUCGAGGACCGCGUGGAGCUGGCGGACGGGCGGAUGAAGGGCGGUAACCUGUCUUUGAUUCUGAGGCACGUGAGACGCAGCGACGGCGGGACGUACGAGUGCCGGGUGAAACAGGAAACCGCGGCGCGCAGGAAGCGGGCGUUUAUCAGCGCCGAACCCAUCAGCAUCGUCGACCUGAGAGUCACUGAAUCACGUCGAUCACCUGGACACAGUGGGAGUGGACACCACAUGGCUGGACACGCUGGACUGUUGCUGUGUCUCUCCGUUUUGCCUGUGAUGCUUGACUUAUUGUUUGUGUUGCGUCUCAUAUAAUGGACGAUAUCUUACUUUGACAUAUGAGCUACUUCUCAGAUGAAGUGUUCAGGCGGCCUAAUUAAAAGGUAUUUAGAUAUUUAACCAGCCUGUUGUUAACUGUUGAAAACCAGCAGCUAGCACGCUAACAUGCAGCUGGUGACGGCAGUCCUUGUUCUGCUCUGCGGCCUCAGCGAGACCUGCACGUAGGUUAGCUGGGGGCUAGCAGCGGCUAGCAGCGGCUAACAGCGGCUAAACUUUCAAAUCAAAACACUCACAUAUAGCUGCUCGUAAAUUCAUAACAGCGUAAUCCAAACCAAUACUCCUCAUCAACCAAGACAAAAGUGAGACACAUCUUGUAAACACAGGUGAUCCGUCACUGUGGGUCUCACCUCUACACUUCACCUACUAACUUCAAAGUACGUUCUUCUUCUUGCAUGGAAGUUGCCAUUUUGAUUUGAGCGUGUCUGAAACCCAGUGUAACGAGGCCUCAGCAGCAACUGUUGAACCAGAAUCAACUUUAUUUCCUUAUUCACAAGCCGCGUCACUCUGGAUGUAAACAAUAAAAUACCACAGAGCUUCAGGGGGAACAAGUCCAAACGUGUGCACAUUCAAGUCCAAGUCCACAAACAGUCGGGGGAGGCCAUGGAGAAAUGUGGGUGGUGCUGAUCUGCUACAUACAGAUUUACAGUAACGAGGUUACUGUGGGCACCUGUGUUGCAAAGAUAAUGAGUCUUUAUGUGAAUCAAUAUACUGACAGUGUUCUUCAUGUGCACGCCGCCCCACGCCUCCUCAGCCAGAAUAUGUGAGGAAUGUGAUGUUGUGGAAAACAGUUGUGCAGCGGCUUGGCAAUGUAGAAAGACAGAUGGAUGGACCUGACUGUGAUCUCUGCAGCUGCACUUAGCUGGGAGCUCGCUGUGAUCUCUCUGUAGCUAAUAGCAUUUCCUGCACCCAGAGCUGCAGCCGGCCUGAGAACCAAGAGAGGACGGAGAACCAGGCCUGAUGCAGAGCCGCUCACUGUCUUGGCUGUUUCGUCAUGGAUGGCGUCAGAUACAUAGAAGCUACAGCACAAAGAAGAGUCUGUGCGACUCUGUGAACAGUGCAUUCACACUAAUAUGGAGCUCCAUUUUAACUGAGGCAAGCAUCAACCUCCGAGGCUGAAAAAUGAAACUUCAACAUGAAGAACCAGAAGCUGCAGUUCCUCUAACGACCACUAGAGUCUGGCUCCAACACUGAGUCAGUCCCCAUAGACUCCCAUGUUAAACUUUCCAACUUUACAGCAGAAAUAAACAUGUUUACAGCCUGGUACAAAACUGUUUUGGUCUCUCGGGCGUGGCCUCUUUUAGUGACACGUGGGUGGGUGUAUGUUUGACCAUUUUUGGAUUAGCUGGCAGUUAGGGGCGGGGUCAGGGGCGGGGUCAGGUACGUCGCGACGGCGGAGGAGGUCACUCUGAGCUUCACAAACUUGUGAGUGACGUCACAGACGCUACGUCCAUCUUCAUUUACAGUCUAUACACUGAAGCUGUGGCUUCACCUUCCUCUCCCUGUGUUGUUACCUUGUCGUCGUGGAGACGCUUCUGUGCCUCACAAACUGAGCUGGUACCAGCUUCAACCGAGUCGGACUGGUCUCAGAGUGAGGCCAUGACGAAAGACAGCACACCAGCCCCACCCCCUUUGUGAGGGGGAGGGGCUGCUGAACUGUGAAGGACGAGUUACAGGCUCAACAUGUUGUGGAGGACGGGGAGUGAUGGACGGAGGACAUGCUGGUCUUACGUCACACAGGGGGGAAGAUGUUUAAGAGAUCUGUAGCUGACUCUUUUCAUGUUGCAGAGUUUAUGAACUGUUGAGCAGCAGGUUGAAAGACUCGAACCUGAAGCUGAAUCACGGUGCACAGUCAACGAUGUUGGCAGAGAGACCUGAAGACGGCGGUUCAGAGACGCAUCACAUCCAAUGAGGAUCUGCCGGGAAGAAGAGGAUGAACUGCCCAAAUCCAGAUGUGUAGAGACUCACCCAAGAAGACUGCAACCUGUAACUGCUGCCAAAGAGGCUUCUACAAAGUCCUGGAUUUAAGGGUCUGGGGGAGCAGAAGUUUGAAAGUGAAGGGAUCUAAGUAUUUUCUGAACCACUGAACUUUACAUUUACCAAUGAAUGUGAUCAUGGAGUAAAGAGGGACUGAGUGUGGUAUAAUCAGUUUAUCAUGAAACUUACAAACUCAUCAUCCAGUUACUCAUCAAUACAAGAUAUCCAUUCCUUCCCCUCGUGUUAUUUCACUCCUCCUGCGACCGAUUGUGGAUUUGAACACCAACGUGCACCAAGUAUCAAACACGUUUGUAGUUGAAUUUUCACGGUUCGCUCUGAAGAUCGACGUAUCUGCUGUUUUUUAUUGUUGACAUCUAAGACGAUGCAGCGUUUGGCGGCAGACGACUUGAAUCUGGUUCAACAGUUGCUGCUGUGGUAACUUCCUGUCUGUGAGAAGUACCAACCAGACCCAUAAAUCUGUCCCUCCAGCUGGACUUCCUGGAUCGUAUGUCUUUGGACAUUUCUAAAAGAGUUUAAAUAAUUGGGGAAUAAAUAAACAAUAAGACUUUGUGAUUGCUUCAAAAGUAGGAAAUCGCAAUUUUAUCAGUCGGCAUUCACAAUAGUUUAUUACAGUACAACAGCUGCAGCUGUCCCUCUUUCUUAUUUCGUGCAUAAAAACAUUGGAUAUUUUAAUGACGUAUUGAUCAACAUAUCAUGUUUUCCAUAAUAAGGAUAGUUCAAUAAAACCGGGACAGAACACGUCCCGCACAUAAAAAGAAACUUUGAAUUGUAGCUAAAAUAUUUUUCAAAUUUUGUAUGUUGAAAAAUCUGAACUGUAGUUUCAUCAUUUCAAUUUGCUUAAAA